UUGAUGUUAUUAAGAUACUGCACGAUCACCGUGCCAAAUCUCGAGAUGAGUUUGUAAAUCUUCAACUAUAUAAGGCGGCACUUUUCCUUUCGAAAACAUAACGAGUUUGAAAUUCUAAAGUAAAAUGUCGAGAAUACAGAAAACGAUAUUCCCCAUUUUCCUCUUCUUCAUCUUUUUGUCCGUUUCGAUUGGGACAACGUUUGGAGAAGAAAGUUCAGAUAUCGACGAUAAAGUCCACAGUUUCGUAGAUGAAGGAAAAUCAUUUCGAGAUGAGCAAGAGGACACCAAAGGUACUACCGAGAGGAUAAAUCUAUCGACGCCACUGACAAACGUACAAAACGACCAAGAAAAAGAUGAAUUUUUUAAAGAAGAAGAAGAGAAAAAGAACGAUUUUUCUGACAACAACGAAACUUUAAUUAACAAGAAUAACGAAGAAAUAAAUAACGAGAUGGAACGUGCGAUUAUGAUACAACAUUUAGAAAUUCUAAUAUCGAACUUAUCGGAAUAUUUGAAGAAAAAAAAUGAGACCAACAAUGAAAGUGAACAAUUACCCAAAAAAACAGAACUUGAAACACGAAACAGAUUACCAAAACGUCACGCAAUUUCUACUGAUGGAUGUUUACUGACGGAAGUAGUUCCUGCAGCAGUAACAUCGGUGUCAUCUUCAUCUGUAUCGACAUCGUCAUCGUCAUCGUCAUCGUCAUCAUCAUCGUCAUCAUUUAGUUUUCCAACGCCUUUACCACUGGAAGUUUUGAAGCAGAUACAGUGUGCUACUGAAGCGAUCGAAUAUGGACAUCCUCAUCUAUUAAGUACAAUAGUUCACGAAAUUUUAUGUGAAACAAAAAAGUUGCUGCAUUAUCUGUUGCACGCAUUUCUCAAUUUGUUGAGUGAAAUCACAGUUGGACCACGUAUUAAUUUAUUGGAAGCAGACGCUGGUUCGACUUUUGUUGAGUUCUUAGAUCGUGCUCCAGUGAUAGUGGAAGAAUUGUUGAAAGAACCACGACAUUUACUCGCUUUACCAGAGAUUCUAAUAACUGCUAUACCAUUAGAAGAUAUUAUUCUGACGAUUAACAGAUUGAAGGAAGAUUUUCUAAUUCUCCUGGAACGUUUGUAUCCAGUUUUUUCUCAACUAUUUGAAAAACUGCUCGUAUUACUGGGAAAGGAAGUUGAAAUUUUUGUAUCUUUCAUCGACGCACUCAAGACGACAUUCUUAAAUUUUAUCACGAGUUCCACUUCGAGUGCCGAUACAUUGCUGAUUGAUGUGCAGAAUGAACCGGUCUUUAUUGAUACGGUUAAGGCAGUUUACGAUGGUUACCAAGCAUCUGGUAUCCAAGAAAUAUUUAUAAAUAGUCAAUCUUCUGAUUCAUCAUCGCAACAAGAAGAAAUCAUACCCGUCAUACCGCUAUCAUCGCAGUCAACUAGUUCAGAUGCUGUAACCACCACUUCAACGAGCGAAACAGAAAUUGUACCAAUUCAAGAACCGCUUGUACCGACUGUUUCUGUAUCGCCUAAUACAGUAAGUACGUCUUCUUCAACCUCGACUACUACCAGUACUGUUGUUAGCGAGCCGAAAAUCUUGAUUGAGGAAAUUCCGUCGACGAUAACUUCGACGACGACGACGACAGCUGCAGCAGCAGCAACAGCGGCAACAGGAGCUGCAGCAACAACAGCAACAACAGCGGCAGCAAGUUCCUCUUCCAUCAGUCAGUUAAAUCCAAUCUCAAACAUCGAUGCUAUCAAUGUAGCGUCUUCUUCAUCGAGUUCUUCCUCAUCAACUUCUAGCCUUUCGGCUGUGCCAGAAUUAGAGGAAACAGUUGCUUCCACAUCGACAUCAUCCAGUUCAUCGUCUUCCACAUCUCCAGAAAUAUCUAAAGCAUUAUUCGAGCCAUCCUUUUUGUCACGCGUGAUGCCAAUACUUUCGUCAAUUUCAAGUGGAACUAAAGGCCUAACUAGCGCCACUUCUUCGGCGAUUUCAUCGCUAAAAUCAAGUGGAAAUCUCUUGACCGAUACUACUACUUCUUCUGCUUCUGCUUCUUCCUCUUCCGCUAGUUCUUUGUUACCGAGCAUCGAGCCGGUAAUUUCCGCUGUUACACCUGCAUUAACGUCAAGCAGCGCUUCGAGCAGUGCCUCUUCUAGUGUUGUUGAUAAUUACGCGUCCCCAAUUACUCGUAUAAAGAACAUUUUUCCAGUAACUGGCACAAGUUCGACGAGCAGUUCUUCCACAGUCAGUACUUCUUCUAAUCCUACGAUAAUCGUUCCUUCAUCGCCAAUUUUAAAUUCUUAUAAAAGAAAGUUUCAAGUAAGUUCUGCUGCUCCUGUUGCUGCAAGUUCACCGGCAACAACUUUUGUGUCAGAGUCCUCAGGAAUCUCUUCCAGUAGCCCCUCAAGAUUUCCUUGGAAACUAAAGUGGCCAGUGGUCUUACCCAGAAACAAAGUUAUUGCCGCUAUUGGUAACCGUAAUCUCGUACCAGGCGACAUCGUUCUAAUGACCUUGAAGUCAAACAAAACGUACUUCAGUCGUAUCACCGAUGGAGUCAGUCCAUUGACAUUCAACUUUCUUAAACCUAAACUGGUUCCAGAAGUUUUCAAUACUUUCGGCAGAAUUUGGAGACUCGUUCCAGGAGAUUUCAGGGAUAUAAAUUGUGAAUCUCUUUUCAAUAGUAUAUAUUAAACUUCAACGAUAUAUGCAUUAAUCUUCAAUGAUACAUAUUAACUUAGAAUGAUAUAUAUUAAUCCUUAAUGGUAUAUAUUGAUCGUAUUUGUAGAAUAAACAUAAAUAUUUUCAU
Molecule: messenger RNA, 2786 nt
Organism: Vespula vulgaris
Lineage: Eukaryota; Metazoa; Arthropoda; Insecta; Hymenoptera; Vespidae
Product: serine-rich adhesin for platelets-like
Exons: 2
Coding region: 125-2671 (848 amino acids)
Biological process (GO): mRNA splicing, via spliceosome
Cellular component (GO): cytoplasm; ASAP complex; nucleoplasm
Source: RefSeq, a predicted model, not a curated record